This is a messenger RNA of Papilio polytes (common Mormon), 1231 nucleotides long. RefSeq names its product DNA-directed RNA polymerase II subunit GRINL1A (gene Polr2M). Gene Ontology annotation, molecular function: transcription elongation factor activity. The transcript has a single exon. NCBI's taxonomy places the organism in Eukaryota, Metazoa, Arthropoda, Insecta, Lepidoptera, Papilionidae. Gene Ontology annotation, biological process: transcription elongation by RNA polymerase II. Bases 122 to 1036 code for a protein of 304 amino acids. The record is from RefSeq and is a predicted model, not a curated record. Gene Ontology annotation, cellular component: nucleus.
AUUUUUCUCACUCUAUGACAAAAUCGAUCUAGUCAAAAUACAAACCAAAUAUGAAACUAAUAUGAAAUAUUAAUUUUGUAUCAAUUUUAAUUACAUAUGAUAGUACUACAUAGACAGAGGAAUGAAGAAAAUACCAGGAAUUGUUCCACCACCACCGAAAUGUGAAAUAGAUGGUAAAAUCACAAAUCUAUCGUCUAAAACACUUGCCGAACUUUUUGAGCUUCGCGAUCGACAAUUAAAACUACUGAAAAACAAAGGCUUUAUUAAUAGAUUGCCUGAUAAAGGUGCAAAAAUACAAGAACUACAUAACAAAAUUCUGAAAGUAAUAAAAUCGCGCGAAGAAGAGGAAAAUGUAAACGAUUUACUAGAAAAUUUGAAUCUAAACAAUGAUAGCGUCCAAAAUAUUGAAUGGGAAGGAAAAUUAGUGAACAACGAGAAUACUUAUCUAGACUCUGACGAUGAUAGUGAUCCAGAAGACGUCUUACAAAUAUUAAGUCAGCAAACAGCUCAAGAUAAAAAGCUAAAAGUCAUACAACAAGAAACACCUUUAGUUACGCCUGAAGAUUUAAUUAACAUUGGUGAAAUCCCACAUGUCAAAUAUUUGGUAGAGAAAGCAGAACAAAACAUUGAACCUAAACCAACUGGUCAUUUCAAACCAUAUAAAACUACAAAAACAGAUGUGCAUAGACCUGAAAAGGAAGUCCAUAGAAAGAAGCACAAACAUUGGGAGGUAACUGCUGCAACACCUCCUCCUAUUCUCCACGGUCCUGUGAAAGUAUUAUCAUUAGAUGAGUCUUUAAAGCUUCAAAAAGAAUACAACAAGCAUUUGCAAGAAAUUCAGAUAAAAUAUGCAACUGAAAAAUUAAUGUCAUUGAAAGGGAUACAAAUGAUUCCAAUUCCAGAAACAUCAAAGUUUAAUGACUAUAGAGAACCUGAGAGUGAUAAUUCUGCAGGAUUAUCAGAUAUCGAGGAAAGUGAUGAAGUUCAUGAUGAGGAACCAGAGAAGGGAGGAGUAGUUUUUACUGUAAUGAAAUAAUUCUAUGAGAAUGUUCCCACAUACUAUUUAUGUGUGUCUUCUCCUCAUUGAUAUUGUAUAUGGGCAGACCCUUCACUUUAUCUGCAAAUUUAUCUGGCCACUGGUCCUAUGCCACAUUAUAUAAGAAAAAAAGUAUUUAAUCAAACUAGUGUAUAAGUUUUUUUAUAUUAAAAUGUAUAUACAAAUGUUUUUGCU